Molecule: messenger RNA, 7536 nt
Organism: Tetrahymena thermophila SB210
Lineage: Eukaryota; Ciliophora; Oligohymenophorea; Hymenostomatida; Tetrahymenidae
Product: adenylate/guanylate cyclase
Exons: 11
Biological process (GO): intracellular signal transduction; cyclic nucleotide biosynthetic process
Source: RefSeq, a predicted model, not a curated record
AUGUCAAAUGAUGGGAGAUCGAAUGCCUUAGGAGGCCGUCAUGGAUUUUUAGGAUUCGUCCCAGCGUUAGUUAUUAAGAAUAUAUUAGAUUAAAAAAAUAUGAUGUAGCAAUCGCAAAUAUAAGGAGCGAUUGCGCAGGUUAACGCUGUCCCUGAAUUGCCUAUCAAGCAGGAAUUGAGAUCAGUUGUCAUGUUCGCUGAUAUUUCUGGUUUUACAAACCUCACUGAAAGUUAUUCAAAAAUAGGACCUGAAGGCAAUGAGAUUAUAGCGUUUGCAAUCAACAGAUAUAUGGAGCUGAUGGUGCAAGAAAUUGGGAAAUCAGGUGGAGAUAUUUUUAAGUUUGCGGGAGAUGCCAUGAUAGUUGUGUGGCCUCCUCCUCCUGAUGAAAAGAAAACAGAGUAAGACAAGGAUCUGUUUCUUUUAAACAGUUGCCAUUUGGCAGUGUAAAGUGCGAUGAAUAUUCAAAAAAAAUUAAAGGAAACCAAAAUUGUUGAUUAAAUUAUGCUCUCUGUUAAAAUAGGUUUCGGCAUAGGUGAUUUCUCAAUUAUUUAUGUUGGAGGAGUUUUAAAUAGAGCAGAGUAUCUUCCUGCUGGUAAUCCCCUCAUUUAAGCCUUUGAAAGCGAGUCUCACGCUGAGAAGGGAGGUGUUGUUAUCAUUUCAGAAGAAGUUGAGCACUACCUUCGUAGGGAGAACUACUUUGAUAUGCAAGAAGUUACUAAAAAGGAUGAUAAAAAAAAAUUUUUUUAGGUGUUGAAUACGAAAUAAAAAGUUAGAAAUGUGUCUGCCUCUUUGUAAAUUAAAGAUUAACUUUCUCCUGCUUAGAUUGAAAUUAUACGUCCCGAUGUUGAAAGAUAUAUUCCUAAAGCAUUGAAAAUGUAUAUAAAUUUAGGCUUAGAAAGGUGGUCUAGUGAACUCAGAUGGCUCACUGUACUGUUUAUGAACAUAGGCAUUGACCUCAAUCAUAUUGCUUCUUAGGAAGGUCUCAAUAGAAUUUAAAAAGUUAUUGAAUGUAUUCAAAAAUGUGUUUAUCUCUAAGAAGGCUCGCUAAAUAAAUUUCUUAUGGAUGAUAAAGGAAGUACUAUGAUUGUUGUUUUUGGGCUUCCUCCUACUUCUCAUGAAGAUGAUGCUGCUAGAGCUGUCCUAUGUGCACAAUAAAUUUAUAAAUCCUUAAAAAAAAUGAACUGUAAAUGCAGCAUUGGUAUAUCUUCUGGACUGGUUUUUGCUGGUGUGGUUGGUACAAGUGGUAAUCGUAGAGAGUAUUCAGUUAUUGGAGAUAGUGUCAAUUUAUCAGCUAGAAUUAUGUCUUGUGCUUGCAAGGAGAAAGAUAAGAGAAUACUUGUUGAUGAAACUACUGCAAAAUAAGCAAUGAAUAAAAUUGAUUUCAGAUUCUGGGAUUGGAAAAAAUUCAAGGGAAAGAGCAUGUACCUUCCUAUUUAUGAGCCAUUAUUUUUUUCUUCUGAGAAAAUGAAAUAGGAGUAUAAGGACAAUUAUUUUCCUUAAAUAAGAACUCAUAGAUAUUGUUAUCCUAUUUGGAAUUCUAAACUUUUAGAGAAGCCAAACGAUGAUGGUUCGACGGAUACUCCUGUUCCAAUAAUUUAAAAUAAAAAAAUGAGUGCUACUAGAAAGAUGUUAAAUCAGCCAUUGAAUGCAAAUGCUUAAAAUAUAUUUUUUUCUCCGAAAGUCAUAGAAGGAGGAGGUUUUCUGAGGGAUACUUCACAUUCUAUGGUAGGAACUCCUUUAUUAAGCAAAUAGCAUGACGAAUAAAAGAAACAGAUGAAUUUAUAUAAAACUAUUGUUCUUUCCGAAGAUAAAUUUUAAAAAGCAUACGGAAUCUUUAAGUAAUUCAUGAAAGGUCUUUAAAAUCAGUAGAUGAAAGGUAAAAUUAUGAGAUGUAAGGGGUUUACUUUAAUAAAAGGACCAGUUGGAGUGGGAAAAUCUCUGUUUUUAAGAAAGUUGCUUCUUAGCAUACAUGAUGAUAUUCAUAAAAAGACAUACAUGAAAUUUAAAUAUGAUGAAUCAGUUUAGAUUAUUGUUUCUAGCAUCAAUUCAAAGACUUCAAAAUAUAAAUGCAACGGAAUGAGGAAACCAAUAAAAACUCUAUUUAAAUUAUUAAUGAAAAGAAUGAAUAUGCAUGAUACUUCUCUAGAAGCAAAGAUAAAGUUUUUGUAUAAUUAAAUACCUUCAUUAUAAAGUUAAUCACAAUACAUGCAGACUACAAUCAAACAGCUCUUUGGGUUAGAAAAAUUUAAUCUUUUAGCUAGAUUCGAUGCUCCUUCAAAGAUAAGUAAGGAGACUUAAAUAAGUGUGGGAGAAGACUCAGACGAAAGAAUAAAAAAUGAAUACAUGCUCAUAGCUAAACUUGUAAGAGAAUUCUUUUCUGCUUAUUUAGAGCAGAAAGAACAUUAUGACAUGGAAGGACAUAUACAUAUUAAUAACUCAAGAGGAUCAUUUAACCCUAAAAACUUUGUUGCACCAUUAAUUAUAGUCUUAGAAGACAUUCAUAACUAUGAUGUCUACUCAUUUAAAAUGAUAAGAACUCUAUUGAAAUAUUUUGAUAACAUACAAUUUUUUGCCACUGCCCGUACAAAUUAUUUCGAAAAACCUGUUCAAGUAGAUGCAAAUCCGAAAACCCCGAUGCAAGAAGAUAUUUAUCAGGAUGGAGUUUCGUCAAUAGAAGAAUUGCUUCUUGACAUGAGUGUUGAUUUAUACUAAGUGAUUGAACUUAACAAUUUUUCGUUUAAGGAAUCUGAGAAGAUCAAAGAACUAUUAAAAGUUAUUCUAAAUAUUGAAAAUGUGUCAUAUAAAAAUAAGAAUGAUAGAGAUGAAAGUGAUGACAUUGAUUUAAGUUCAAUUUCAUUCUUGUUUUACAGCUAAAUUAAAGAGAGAUUAUAAGAAUUUCCUAAGUUAUUUUUCUAUUAUUUUCUUUAGUUCAAGACAAAUGGAAAUCCAUUGUUACUUCUAGAUUGUGUGGAGACUUUCUUGGAAAGUAAACUUUUAUUAAUGGCAGGUAAAAACAUCAGCUAAGAAUAAUUAGAAAAAGAAGGCUAUAAAACAAGUUACAACUACAGAAAAACCGUAUUCAUUACUGAAGAGUUGAGGAACUUAAUGCUUUGUGAAGAAUUCAUCACAAUCAACUCUCCUCUAAUAAAAAGGAAAAUUUAUGGCCCGAUUCUCGAUCAGAUUAAAACUGAGGAACUCUUAAUUAUGAAAAUAGCAAGCGUAAUUGGAACUGUCUUCGAUUUUGAAAUGUUGAGCAAGGUGUAGCCUUUUAAGGAGUUAAUUAAAAAUGAUUAGCUAAUAGACUUGUUGACUAAUUUAGAGCAAAACUAGUUUAUUGAAAUAGUUGAGCACAACUCGAAUAACAUUUAUUUUAGAUGCACUCACCCAUAUAUAAGAGAAGUUAUUUAUUAGCGCAUGGAUUUCUCCCAGAGAAGGCAACUUCAUAUAAACGUAGCAGAAAAUAUAUAAACAAUGACCCAAUUAGAAAACAGCGAAUAACAUGAAAAAAGAAGAUUAUUGUUUCAUUUAAAGCUAGGAGAAAACACUCGUCGCUAAACCUUACGUUAAGAUGAUAAGCAAAUAGAGCUAAAAGCUAAAACUGCCAUCAUUGUAAAAAAGGUUACUAAUUUACUCAAACAAAGUAGCAACCGUUCAGAUCGUAUGUGUGUCCUCCACAAUUCUAUUCUAAGCAAAAAAAGUGACAAAGGUGUAACCAAAGCCGAUAGAUACGUGAUCCUUACAAUUUAUGAUCUUAGAUACUAUCACAACAUAAAGGAAUUCGAAGAUAGUCCUUAGGAGUUUUUGGCAUCUAUUUUGCUAAAAGAUAUAAUUAGCAUAGAAAAAACAAAGGAAAUUCAGGGAUAGACUCAAUUUAUCUUGCAUGCAGAAAAGUGGUACAAAAAGGAUUAACUUAAAAAUAGCAAAAGAGAUUUCAUUUUUUCAAGCAAUGAGGAAGAUAUUUUUGAUGAAUGGUAAAUAUAUAUUGAAUAUGCUAAAACAUAUCAAUAGUUCAGCUAUUUUACACAAAAUUUUGGAAAAAUUCAACUACCACUUGAAAUAGCUUCUGUUCAAUAGUAGCAGUUAUACAGAUGGUAUGACUAUGAAAGAAGAAACAGAUAAACUAACAAAGAAAGAUCUACGAGUAUGAGAUUGCCUAAAAACUUUCAUGGAGGAAGACUCACUCUUAAUAAAUCAAAAUUAAGUGUCAGUAUCAGAAAACUUAAAAACACAAUAGAAGAAGAACCCUAAAACGAAUAUAUCAACAACACAGAGUAAAUAUAACUGAACAAGGAAAGAGUAAAAACUCUAAUCCACAAAGGCUUAAUGCUCUUCAUGAGCCAUAUUGCAGAAAUGUCCAUUCUAACUGAUGAAAGAUACAAAAAAAUUGGAUAAUCUACACUAUUCCAUGCAUAAAACCCGAAACUAUUCAAAGUAGAUAAAGAGUACCUUUUCUAGAACUACAAUCCUCUAAGAGGAGACAGCAAUUACUUUGAUCGUUCCAAAAUACAUAAAAGCAGCGAUGAAUAGCACUCUAAUGAUGAACAGACAUCACUAAGCUCUGAUAAAUCGAUACCAAAACGCAGUGUGACAGGGAUACCUAAAGAAAUUUUGACUGAAAUUAAGGAAGAGGAAGAAGAAAAUAUGAAAUAGCGCUCAAACAAUAAAAAUAAAUUAAGUGACUAGUUCUAUGCUGAAGAGACUGCUGCUUCUCAUUAACCAAGUAACACUUCAUAAAACUAAGACAUAAUGAAUUAAAUGAACAGCUAAAGAAACAACCAGAAAUCUUUUUCUGUAACCACUAAAUACUCAAAUAACAAGAAUACUCAGUCAGGAUUUGAAUCUAGAGGAGUAGAAGAUAACGAAAAUCUUUUCAACCAGUCUUCAAUUGAAAUUAAAUCUCCUUAUUUAGAUUAAAAUAUUCUACACACAGAUCCAGUAAAUGAAACUGAAGCUAUUUACAAAAACAAAGAGAGUAACAAAGUGGUAAUUCUUCAAUCAGUAAAAGAAGUUGACAGCAACGACUCUUCAUCUGUUAUGUCUAAUUAGCUUAGAAGGAGUCAAAACAGAUACAGUUCUUUAUAUGAAAAAUAUCAAUAUACUCAGAAUUACAGUUCGAAUGAGAGGAAAGACUCUCAAGUUUACCAAAAUUCAGAUGAAAAUCAUAAUAAGCAAGAUUUCACUUCUUCUUCGAAAUCUGCAGAGUUAUCUAGUAAUUCUAGUCCAAACCAAGCUAUUAAAAGUAACAGUUAAAAUAACCACAUAGAUUUAGAAAACAACAAUAAUCAAGUAAUUGAUACUUUUUAGAAUCUUCCAUAAACUUAAUAAUAAACAGGGAACUUUCUAAAUGUAUAAAACUGUAAUUAGUAACCCAAUAAUUCUAUUAAGUAAAAGGGUAAUAAAAAUUUCUUAACUGAAGAGUCGAACAAAGCCAAUAAUAACAAUAAUAAUAACAAUUAAUUGCCAAAGAAUUCUAGUGUUACUGCCUUUAGCGGCUAUGAAAAUGGAUAAAUAUCAUCAGAGAUCAAAGACAAUCAAACAAGCUAAUAUACAUUAACAUCAAAUUAAGGAAGCACUGUAGCUCUGAUGAAUGAAAAUCCUAACUUUUUAGCAAGUCACUCUCCUUUAGUGAUUAAGAAAGUACGUCCUUCUCAAUGGAACAAUAUUCCUUUAAUGAACUUAGAACAAUCAGAGAGCAACAAUAACUUUAACAUCUAAGAUAUUUCCGAUAUUUAUCAUUAAAAUGCAAACUGCAGUGAUUAAUAAAGUCCGUAGAAAGAUGAAAUAUUAACUAAAUCAGAGUUUCUAAUCUACUAAGGCCUUUCUUCACCACCUAUUUAACAAUAAUUUUCUUAAUUGAGCUCCAGUUCUAAUCAAAAUAAAGGCCUGCUAGAUAGUAACCCAAAUAGUCCUGUUAAAUCAAUUAACCACAGCUAAAGUGCAAUGCAAAGUAUCAAUUUAAAUUAAUUAAAAUCUGAAAAACUCUCAGUCACUUCCAAUCUCUAAGUUCAAACACAGCCUAGUAAUUUCGAAUUCUCAAACUCUCCUUCAAACAACAGCUAAAAAAUACCUCUUGGAGCUAUAUCGACAUUUAAAGAUGGCAAUCUCUUUUCUCCAACUAAACAAACCUAAUAAUUUGGUUUCAGAUAAUCGUAGCAAAGUCAAGCAUCUUAACAAAACACGAACAGUCCAAGCUAAAUGAUUUAAGGCGGUGUUUCUACUAACAAUAACUAAUAGGCAUAGUUGUCGUCCUAAGUAGAGAGAGGCACUUCAUAAGCUAUUUCCUCUGACAAAAUAAUCAGCAACAACAAUAGCAACAAUAUUUAAUAAUAAUAGCAAUAAUAAUAAUAAAACAACAUUUCUAAUCAAUAGAAUAUCAUGAACGCUGUUCCUCCUUAGGCUGAUAAUAACAACAACAACAACAAUAAUAAUAAUAAUAAUUAAAAAAUUGCCUAAAUAGAAUAAAAGCAGUAGAUGUAAAAUAGUUGCAAUUUAUCUGAAUAGACAGAAGCGUCACAGGAAAAAUACCUUUAAAGUCCCUCACUGAAAAGCGAGAAGGGAAAAGUUGCUGGAUAGCUUUCUAUAAACCUGAGAAAAAGCGUUGUGAGCACAACAACUCAAGUUACUUCAGAAAGAAGUGAAUAUAAACAGAAGGAAGAAACUUCUUAGAAUGAAAAUUAAAGAUAAAGUAUCUCAGCUUAUUAACAAUAGGCUUAAAUAAUUCAAAAUCAACCAUAAAAUGAUUUUAGUCCUAAUCAAUCUAAUGAAAUGUACUCUUUCAACAUGAAAACCAAUAUUAACAGUUCCCAUAUUAACAACACAUCAGAUUAAAUAUCUCCAAGAGCUCAUAUCGACUCACAGCAUCAUAUUAUUUUGAAUAAAAAUAUCUCUGUAAGCUCUAAUAUUACUGGGUAGUUCAACUAAUAAAGUGAUUAAUCAUCAACUCGUUUUGACUAUGUUAAGAAUGACUAUUACCAACAUAAUUAAGACAUUUCAAACCCAUCUAUCUAAAACUUGAGUGCCACAAAUAACAUCACCUAUCCAUUCUAAAAUCCUUAUAUUGUAUCAGAAGUAAAUUAAAAUGCAAUGACUCGUUAAACUACUAUCUCUGUUAGAGGCGAUAAAUUAAUUCUAACUAAAAUGCUCCAAGUAAAAAUACUAAAAUUCUAUUCAGACGAUACUGUAGAAGUAAAUUUUGAAGGUGUUACAGCUAUCUUUCCCAAAAAAGAUUUUAUCCUACUAAAUUAAAAUUCAUCUGUAUUUAGAAAAAGUGAAAGUUAACCUCCUGAAAAAAAGCUUAGUAUAAAUAAAAGCACCAACAACCAAACAAUUAAAAUAUCGCCAAAUAAAUAAACUUCUUACUAACCUAAUUAAAAUACAAAAACCCAACAAAUUAGCAUCAACAAUAACGGAAGAAGUGCUUCACUAUAUCUUCCUUAAUAAUCUUUACAAAAAAAUAAUAGCUAACAACAAAUAAUUAAUGGAAAGAAAUUUUAAAAAUCAAACAAUUCACCUCCUUCACAAAGAAAAAAAUACUGA